AUGGCCUUGACGGAAGACCCCCGGCCGCUCAUUCAUUUUACCCCACAAAAUGGCUGGAUGAACGAUCCAAACGGACCUUGGUUCGACGAAAAAGAACAGUUGUGGCAUCUAUACUUCCAGUACACCCCUAACGAUACUACAGGUCUGCUGGACCUCCAUUGGGGUCAUGCUACGUCCACGGACUUGAGUACUUGGGUGGAUCAUGGGGUAGCUAUUGCGCCUGAAGAAAAAGGACAGGGAAUCUUCUCUGGUUCUGUUGUGGUGGACCACAACAAUACUUCAGGAUUCUUUGAUGAUGACAUUGAUCCUCGUCAGAGGGUGGUUGCCUUGUACACAUUGAACUCCAAGGACGCUCAGACACAGGAAGUAGCCUAUUCUAUUGAUGGUGGCUACAGCUUCACCAAGUACGAGGCCAACCCCGUUCUUGAUGUCAAUUCUAAGCAAUUUCGUGAUCCUAAGGUCUUUUGGCAUGAACCCUCAAAUCAUUGGGUCAUGGUGUUGGCUAAAUCUCAGGAGUAUAAAAUCCAGAUUUUUGGGUCCACAGACUUGAAGAACUGGGUGUUACACCUGAACUUUUCUGCUGGUCUUUAUGGUUUUCAGUACGAGUGUCCAGGGCUUUUUGAACUCCCAAUUGAGGGGGAGGACAAGAAGAAGUGGGUGAUGCUUUUGGCAAUAAACCCAGGCAUGCCUCUAGGUGGCUCUGCGAAUCAAUACUUUAUUGGCGAUUUUGACGGCUACAGAUUUAUUCCUGAUGACAGUCAGACCCGUAUUCAUGAUCAUGGGAAGGAUUUUUAUGCUUUCCAGAGCUUCAGCGAUGCACCUUUGGAAGAUGGUGUUUUGGGGGUUGCUUGGGCUUCUAACUGGCAAUAUGCGAAGCACGUUCCCACGAAAGAGUGGAGGGGGUCCACGGGAAUUGUGAGAAACCAUACAUUAGCACGAAUGCCAGCCAAUCCGGAAAGCGACUUGUUGACUUUGGUCCAAAAACCUGUGAUAGGUAGCUCAGUCAAGGCAGAGCGAUUAGUUGAAGAAAAGAACCUAACCUUGAGUCUGUCUGACCCCAUCUCAGCUAAAGCUAACAAAACAGGCGUUUUUGACAUAGAAUUGACUUUCACUGUGUCGGCUGAGAAGAAAGUCAGCAAGGUGAUUAACAUCAGUAUCUUAUCAAACAGUCAUAAUGGUACCAAAGAAGAGAUCACACUAGGCUACGAUGCCAAUGUGGAGGCAUUUUAUGUCGAUCGAGGCAUUGACAACAAAUUCAACAAAAAUCCGUUCUUUACAGAUAAAAUUUCGGCUUUCGUGGAACCCCUCAAAACAGACAAGGACUCAAACAAGACGUUCAAUUUGAGGGCAAUUGUGGACAAAAAUCUUUUGGAGGUCUUUUUAAAUGAUGGCUCAAGCACGAUAACGAACACAUUUUUUAUGAGUGAAGGCUCGUUACCAGAAUCAGUAGUGCUUAGUGCAUCCACGGAUGAUACAUACGUGGUUGAUUUCGCUGUGGAUGAACUUUCCUUGAGACACUAA
Candidozyma auris is the source of this 1521-nucleotide messenger RNA. RefSeq names its product beta-fructofuranosidase SUC2. Lineage: Eukaryota; Fungi; Ascomycota; Pichiomycetes; Serinales; Metschnikowiaceae. Gene Ontology annotation, molecular function: sucrose alpha-glucosidase activity. The transcript has a single exon. The record is from RefSeq and is a predicted model, not a curated record. Gene Ontology annotation, biological process: sucrose catabolic process. Bases 1 to 1521 code for a protein of 506 amino acids. Gene Ontology annotation, cellular component: fungal-type vacuole.